Molecule: messenger RNA, 2487 nt
Organism: Lacerta agilis (Sand lizard)
Lineage: Eukaryota; Metazoa; Chordata; Lepidosauria; Squamata; Lacertidae
Gene: IRX5
Product: iroquois homeobox 5
Exons: 4
Coding region: 512-1975 (487 amino acids)
Biological process (GO): regulation of transcription by RNA polymerase II; cell development; neuron differentiation
Cellular component (GO): nucleus
Molecular function (GO): RNA polymerase II cis-regulatory region sequence-specific DNA binding; DNA-binding transcription factor activity, RNA polymerase II-specific
Source: RefSeq, a predicted model, not a curated record
UUUUGCUCUGCCAACACCCGCGGAAGGUGGAGCUUCGGCUGCGCUGCGUCGCAGGCGUCAGAAUCCUCGAUUUCCAACUUCGCGUCUUGGCCGGACCUUUUGGCGGAGCGCGCAAAGGAAAGUGGGGUGGGUGAAAGAGAGAGAGAGAGAGAGAGAAAGCGCCCUUCUCCGUCCAAAGGAGGGAGGCAGAGAGAUAAGGCGAAGGAGUAGGAGAAGAGGGGGAGGAGGAAGAGGAGGGGAGAAAAGAAGAAGGGAGCCAUUCGCCGGAGUGCGUCCAAGCUCAGCUCGGCUGCACUGGAGAGGCGGCGAAGGAGGGCGCGCGCGAAGAGCCCGCUAGCUCCGGCUUGCAGAAGCACCCUCGGAGGCAGACCUCGACGACGCUUGCCGUAGAGAGAAACGCACAGGGCACCCGAGAGAGAGGGAGGCAGGGAGGGAGGACGGACGCAGUUCCUGGCGACGGCGGUGGUGGCUGUGCGCUCGCUGCCUGGCGGGUAUAUGCCUGCCUCUGGCCAUGUCGUAUCCUCAGGGUUAUUUGUACCAGCCGUCGGCUUCCUUGGCGCUCUACUCCUGCCCGGCGUACAGCACCAGCGUGAUCUCCGGCCCCAGGACGGAUGAGCUGGGCAGAUCGUCGUCCGGCUCUGCUUUCUCUCCUUACGCUGGCUCCACUGCCUUCAGCGCGCCCUCGCCGGGUUACAACUCACACCUCCAGUACGGCGCUGAUCCGGCGGCCGCUGCCGCGGCCGCUUUCUCCUCUUACGUGGGCUCGCCCUACGACCACACUCCCGGCAUGGCCGGCUCUUUGGGGUACCACCCUUACGCGGCUCCCUUGGGGUCCUACCCCUACGGCGACCCGGCCUACCGGAAAAACGCCACCCGGGACGCCACGGCCACCCUCAAGGCCUGGCUGAACGAGCACCGGAAAAACCCUUACCCCACCAAAGGCGAGAAGAUCAUGCUGGCCAUCAUCACCAAGAUGACCCUCACGCAGGUCUCUACCUGGUUCGCCAACGCCCGGCGGCGCCUCAAAAAGGAGAAUAAAAUGACCUGGACUCCCCGGAACCGGAGCGAAGACGAGGAGGAAGAGGAGAACAUCGACUUGGAGAAGAACGACGAGGAGGAGCCACAGAAGCUCGAGGAGAAGAGCGAUCUGGAGGCGAUCGAGAUAGGUGCUGGAGACCCGAAAGGAGCAGCGGCAGGCAAAGAAGCCGACGGCGCGUUGAGCGACUCGGAUUGUAAAGAAGCCCCUGACGAGGCGUUGUCUAAAGGAGGCCCCGGGGCCUCGCCGCCUUUGGCCCAUUGUCUGCCGGCGGCGGCGGCGGCUGCUGCAGCGGGCCGCCUCCUUCUCCAAGCGCACCAGCAGCUGCACCCGGCCGGAGGAGAGGACCCGCAGCCGGCCCACCCGCUGCCCGCCCAGUACAGACCCCCAUCGACGGACCUGCACCCCCUCCUGCCUUCCAGCAACGGGACGUCGGUGAUCCACUCGCCCCAGGCGGCUCCGCAGGCAGCGGCAGCCGGAGCCGGGGCCCUUUCCAAGCCUAAACUGUGGUCUUUGGCGGAGAUCGCCACCUCAGCGGACAAAUCGAAGGAGGGCAGCGGCGACGCGGCCCCGCAGGCUCCGAGUUUAGCCGGAGCCGGCUCGGCGCAAUCCCCGACGGCGCGGUCGCCUUCCUCCACGCAUUGCCCUUUCCCCAAUGGGGCCUCGGUCCUCUCGCGGCCCCUCUAUUACACCACCAGCCCCUUUUACCCGGGUUACACGAACUACAGCUCUUUCGGACACCUCUCCGGCAACGCGGCGACGGCGGGGAACCCCAGCCCCCAUUUUAACGGAUUAAACCAGACUAUUUUGAACAGAGCGGAAGCCUUGGCUAAAGAAACUAAAAUCCUCAGAAGCCAGUCCCAGUUUGAUCUUAGUAAAGACUCGGCUUACGAACUGAAGAAAGGUGGACACCCAGCUGCACAAGGCACUGAGCACUGAACCAGCAAGUGGUUGGCCGGAAUCCCUGACCCCCAAGUCAUCUUUUUAAAGGUAGUGUGACCAAUCGGAGACAGAGUCAGUCUCCUCUCUUCUCAUACACUCCUCUCACACACUGAUCUGGGUAAGAAGAAGUCAGCCCUUCUGUGGUCGUAAGUAUUUUAAUCCUGGCAUUGAACCAUUGCAAAACUUGGAGCAAGAGCUUGGUCUGUCAAGUUGGCAUGUCUGAAAGUUUUGAAAGGUCUUCAUUCCAGUACAGCAAAAAAUGCUGACAAUAAACUCCAAGGUGAUGCUUGCAAAACAAAAACAAGAAAAAACACACACACACACACACACACACACACACCAUCCUCCUCCUCUGACUAGAUGAAUCAGCUGCCCACCUUAUGCUGAAGACCAGAAAACCUCCAGAAACCUCUGGCAAGAAUCGGUGGUGAAUUCAGGAGAAUAUAGCCGAACAGAGACGCUCACCAUAAACCAUAUGCUUUAAAAGUAUAAUAAAAUAUAUAACCUUU